AUGGGGUCUCUAGGCCAGAUUAGUAUGAGAGUUAAGAACAUGGCCAAGCUACUUAUCAGCACGUCGCGUGCCGGUCGAAGCGGUCAGAGGAGACAAGAACAAGAAAGCGUACAUGUACGAAGUACGAAUACGCAGAGGGGACAAGACAGACGAAUCAAGAAGUUGUAUUGUGAGUGGGUCGUCGAGGGCAAGAAGGAAGAAGAAGGAAAGGAGGAAGAAAAAAGAAAAGCGCUGAUCUACCUAGAGGGGUCACUCCACUCGCAACACUAG
Messenger RNA from Penicillium longicatenatum, 270 nucleotides. RefSeq lists its product as uncharacterized. The coding region runs from base 1 to 270 and encodes 89 amino acids. The record is from RefSeq and is a predicted model, not a curated record. The transcript has a single exon. NCBI's taxonomy places the organism in Eukaryota, Fungi, Ascomycota, Eurotiomycetes, Eurotiales, Aspergillaceae.